UUUCCUUUAGACCGCCUUCGUCUCAAACACCGCCGCAAACUCUACCGCAUGAUCCCCAAACCCACCACUACCAUCAUCAACAAUGCACUGAAAAAAUGCAAAUCUCUAUCCCACAUCAAACAAAUCCAUUCUCACUUGAUUUCCUCUGGUCUCUUCCAAUAUUCUUUUUUCUCCCGCACCAAACUCCUCGAACUCACAUCGAUCUCCUCAUAUGGUGACAUCUCUUACGCUUCUGUCAUCUUCAAUUACAUCGACUACCCAUCAACCUACGAUUGGAAUUCCAUCAUUCGAGGCCAUGCCCAGACCUCAUCCCCUCAAAUCGCUCUUACCCAUUUCAUCUCCAUGUUACGGGGUUCACAGAAACCCGACGCUGUCACGUACUCUUUUACCCUGAAGGCAUGCGCACGUGCAUUAGGGAAUAUUGAGGCGCAUUUGAUUCAUUCGAUGGUUAUUCGAUCUGGAUUUUAUCUGGAUUUACUUUUGCAGACAACUUUGAUGGAUGCGUAUUGUAAAGUUGGGGAAUUUGAGGAUGCAAAGAACGUGUUCGAUGAAAUGCCUAAGAGGGAUGUUGCGUGUUGGAAUGCUUUAAUUUGUGGGUUGGCUCAAGGGCGCUUUCCUGAUGAAGCAUUGGAGUUGUUUGAUAGGAUGCGUAGGAUGGGGUUGAAAGCGAAUGAUGUGACUGUGCUUGGUGCUCUUUCGGCGUGUUCCCAAUUGGGGGCUUUGAAGGAAGGGGACAAAGUGUGGUGUUAUAUUAAGGAGGAGAAGUUAGAUAUUGAUGAUACAGUUUGCAAUGCGGUGAUUGAUAUGUAUAGUAAAUGCGGGUUUGUGGAUAAAGCAUAUAAUGUGUUUAGGAAUAUGAGAUGCAAGAAGAGUAUAAUUACAUGGAAUACAAUGGUUAUGGGGUUUGCAAUGCAUGGUCACGGGGAAGAAGCAAUUGAGCUUCUUAAGGAAAUGGAGUAUGUUGGGGUAUGCCCUGAUGCAAUAACUUAUCUCGGGGUAUUGUGUGCUUGCAACCAUGCAGGGUUGAUUAACGAGGGGUUUGCAGUAUUUAGAUCGAUGGAAGGCAAAGGGAUUGUUCAAAAUGUGAAGCAUUAUGGUACUGUGAUCGAUUUGUUGGGAAGGGCAGGAAGGAUUAAAGAAGCUUAUGAAAUCGUAAAUUUGAUGCCAAUGAUGCCUGAUGUUGUUGUUUGGCAAACAUUGUUAGGUGCUUGCAAUACUUAUGGAAAUGUGGACUUGGCCGAAAUUGUAUCACAAAAACUUGUUGAAAUGGGGUCUGAUAGUUGUGGAGAUUUUGUGCUCUUAUCUAAUGUGUAUGCUAAACAUAAGAGGUGGAAUGAUGUAGGGCGAGUUAGGGACGCUAUGAAAAUGAGGUAUGUGAAAAAGGUUCCCGGAUUUAGCUACACUGAAGUUAAUGGCGUUUUGCACAAGUUUAUUAAUGGUGAUCAGAGUCACCCAAGUUGGAAAGAGAUCUACGCAAAGCUAGAUGAAAUCAUGUACAGGAUUAAGGAACAUGGAUAUGUUCCCGAGACUAGAUUUGUAUUGCAUGACAUAGGAGAAGAGGAUAAAGAGUAUGUGUUAUCUUAUCAUAGUGAGAAAAUGGUUGUGGCUUUUGGGUUACUGAAAACAAGUCAGGAAACUCCAAUUCAAGUUAUCAAAAACCUCCGAAUAUGUGUUGAUUGCCACACUCUAAUUAAGCUUGUGUCGAAGGUUUAUAAUCGUGAAAUCAUAGUUAGGGAUCGAGCUCGCUUUCAUAGGUUCAAGGAUGGAACUUGUUCAUGUAAGGAUUAUUGGUAAGACGGUAACGCAAGUGGAGGAAUUGACUCAUGCUAGAUGGAGGGAGGGUCUUUGAGAACUGUUUUGGUGUUGUUAUUAGAUCAAGUACUCUAUUUUCCUCUAAUAUCUGCAAUUUUCCGUCAAGACUCAAGACUUCUCUCAGAGGCAGUUCAGGUGUUCAUAACCGAGCAAAAGUAAUACAGUCGAGCACAUUUAAGGCAACAUAUAAGAUGUGGUGAUUCAGAAGUUGAUGGUAAAGGAUGUGGGUUUACUGGAUAUCCAUUGUGCAAGUUCUGCGAAGACCAUUCUACGCAACUGGUUCAUGCAUUCUUUGGUUCUUUUAAGAGGCAUAGUGCCUUGGAGCAUGGUGGGAAAAUGUCUCGAUGUAAACGUAAAACUGCUUUGCAGAUUGGUCUUAAUCUGAUGUUGAGCAGCAGGAGGAUCAUAGACUGGCGUAUCAUGUAUUUGGAGCAUCUUUUGCAUUGCUUUGGGGGAGUGGAGUGCGAAACAUAACUUGUGUUAUGCAAGCGUCUUUUGAUUUUGUAGUUCUUAUGUCUUUUGCAAACUUUGGUUGUAUAUGUCUUUGAUAUGAGGCCUUGCGUCCUCCUUUGUAUUAUUUAUAUUUUUCGCUGCAUAGGUUUAUGGAUUUGUUUGGUUUAAAAGUAUUUUAUUAUUUUUAAAACAAAAGCGUCGACACCGGAAUCACGAUCCAUGCUUGGCAUGAUGUUUUAGAAGCUGGCGACGAAUCAUACCACCAUGAUACAUUACUUAUGGCCAAUAUUGCCUUCUAGUUAUCAUUUUUAUAUAUUAUGUAUGUAUCAUUUCAUA
This is a messenger RNA of Amaranthus tricolor (Joseph's coat), 2601 nucleotides long. Its product is annotated as pentatricopeptide repeat-containing protein At1g34160. The coding region runs from base 49 to 1794 and encodes 581 amino acids. Gene Ontology annotation, biological process: RNA modification. The transcript has 4 exons. Lineage: Eukaryota; Viridiplantae; Streptophyta; Magnoliopsida; Caryophyllales; Amaranthaceae. Gene Ontology annotation, molecular function: zinc ion binding; RNA binding; protein binding. The record is from RefSeq and is a predicted model, not a curated record.